This is a messenger RNA of Megalobrama amblycephala (Wuchang bream), 2316 nucleotides long. It is a transcript of the gene kcnn1b, whose product is annotated as potassium intermediate/small conductance calcium-activated channel, subfamily N, member 1b. Lineage: Eukaryota; Metazoa; Chordata; Actinopteri; Cypriniformes; Xenocyprididae. The record is from RefSeq and is a predicted model, not a curated record. Bases 511 to 2154 code for a protein of 547 amino acids. Gene Ontology annotation, molecular function: small conductance calcium-activated potassium channel activity; calmodulin binding. The transcript is spliced from 10 exons. Gene Ontology annotation, cellular component: neuronal cell body; plasma membrane; neuron projection. Gene Ontology annotation, biological process: potassium ion transmembrane transport.
AGCAGAGUGUUGCCAAAACUGCGAAUUGCCAACAAGAUCAUUGUUCGUGCAGCUGCGGAUUGCAAGAGCAUCAACAGCUGUUGCAGCAAGCAGCAGCAGCAGCAUCCAAGCCAGCGUCACAACCCUCCACCUUCCCUCCAGCUACAGGUUCAGCAGCAGCGGCUGCUGAGGAGCAGCCUGCCCAACUGCUGCGUGAGAGGAUCCGGGGAGCUGAGAAGCCAGCAGCCGUCUCUGCUGCAGCACCGUGAAAACGACAGCCUGAGAUCUGACGAGCAGCGGAAUCCAGCUCAUCACGCCCGUGCAUGCACGCCUGAUAGAUGCCAGGGAGCCAGGAACUCCGUUUCGCCGCGGAGUAAAAGCAGCCCGCUGUCUUCUGACAGUCGCGUGUGGCUCGAGGAGAAUAAACACAGACACGAAGGCUAUAAGGUGAAUGCGGAUGCCAACAGGCUGAGCCAUGCUGGAUCACGGCCUUCCCUGUCCCACGGCGGCCCACAGUAUCCUCAGAUAGCCAUGAACAGCUGCAAGUACAAUGGGGGCAUAGUCAGACCACUCGGCAGUCUGGGGGCGUCCCGGAGGAACCUAGCAGAGCUGGACUCUGAGACACAGCCUUUGCAGACCCUGCACUCUUCCGGCCUGGAGGUGGUGGUCUCCAAAGGGAACGGGGAAGACCCUAGUAAGCAGUCCAGCGAGAACCUUGUGAGGCAAAGACCAUGCAGCGCUCCGCAUAAGAAGAACAAGGACAUUGGCUAUAAGCUCGGGCACCGGAGGGUGCUGUUCGAGAAACGCAAGCGCCUUAGCGACUACGCCCUGAUUUUUGGAAUGUUUGGGAUUGUUGUCAUGGUGACGGAGACUGAACUCUCCUGGGGAGUUUAUACAAAGGAAUCCUCAUAUUCAUUUGCACUGAAAUGCCUUAUUAGCCUCUCCACUGUAAUCCUACUCUGUCUGAUCAUUAUGUACCACGCACGAGAGAUUCAGCUCUUCAUGGUGGACAAUGGAGCAGAUGACUGGCGGAUAGCCAUGACAUACGAGCGUAUCUUCUUCAUCAUUUUGGAGCUGCUGGUGUGUGCCAUCCACCCUAUUCCAGGUCAGUACGUCUUCACCUGGACCGCCCGCCUGGCCUUCACCUACACCCCGUCUGUGGCGGAUGCAGACGUGGACAUCAUCCUCUCCAUCCCCAUGUUCCUACGGCUGUAUCUGAUUGGCCGGGUCAUGCUCCUGCACAGUAAGCUCUUUACGGACGCCUCGUCACGCAGUAUCGGAGCCCUCAAUAAGAUCAACUUUAACACACGCUUUGUCAUGAAGACUUUGAUGACUAUCUGCCCAGGCACGGUCCUGCUGGUUUUCAGCAUAUCAUCAUGGAUCAUUGCUGCCUGGACAGUGCAUGUCUGUGAGAGAUACCAUGAUAAAGUGGAAGUCACCAGUAACUUCUUAGGAGCCAUGUGGUUGAUUUCCAUAACCUUCCUGUCUAUUGGUUAUGGUGACAUGGUGCCUAACACGUACUGUGGGAAGGGAGUGUGUCUCCUUACAGGAAUCAUGGGCGCUGGCUGCACUGCCCUAGUGGUGGCUGUCGUAGCCAGGAAGCUAGAGCUCACCAAGGCUGAAAAGCAUGUCCAUAACUUUAUGAUGGACACUCAACUCUGCAAAAGAGUGAAAAACACGGCUGCUAAUGUACUCAGGGAAACAUGGCUAAUCUACAAACACACAAAGCUUGUGAAGAAGAUUGACCAUGCCAAGGUCCGGAAACAUCAGCGCAAGUUUCUGCAGGCCAUUCACCAAGCUCAGAAACUGCGAAGUGUGAAGAUGGAGCAAAGGAAGCUGAAUGACCAAGCAAACACGCUGGUGGACUUAGCAAAGACGCAGAAUGUGAUGUACGACCUGGUCUCAGAGCUGCAGGAGCGCAGCGAGGAGCUGGAAAAGCGGAUCGGUCACCUAGAGGCAAAACUGGACUCCAUAAACAGCAGUCUGCAGGCUCUGCCUGGCCUGCUCUCACAAGCCAUACAGCAGCAACAGCAACACCUGCUGGACGGGCUGACCCAGCGCGGAUUCACCUUCACGAGACCCUCCUCGCAGACCUCCGAACGCUCCUGGGCGUCAUCCGUGCACCGACGGAGAUCACCUUCUACUGCACCACACACGUCCUCCGAUAGCGGCUAGCACGCUCUCACACACUCCAAACCAUACUCUAAACCUACACACACACUCCUCUCCUACACACCUCUGUCAUCAACUAACACUGCUAAAUAUACUUUUAGUACUAAAACGUUAACAAGAAUGACAACUUCAACACACUGGAAUAAAAUGUAAUGAAUUAACACA